GAGCACGCUGUGUCGUCUAUCUGACCAUGCCUCCAACACGGGCACCAGGGCCUCGAGGGUGCGUCGGCGAGUGACUGAAGUUUGGCCAAGCUCCUCCAGCAACCGCUCCCUCCACUUGGCGUACGCCAGAUGACGCGCGGCACGCCUCCACCGACCGACAGCCGACGGGCCGGGCGUCCGUCCCCGACUCAGGGACUGUGUUCUGCGCCGGAACGAGCUCACAGCCUACCUGGUCUGAAGUGGUUACUGGAGCCCAAAGACAUCUACAACGUAAAUGCGCCAACCACCUUGAGAUAUAAGUUCUAAGCUCACAGAAUAGUUACAACGGCUACCUCACCCUUCAAACCGAAACGCAUUACUGCUUCACGGCAGAAAUAGGCGAGAUGGUGCUACCUACCCGUGCGAACUCACAAGAGGUCCUACCAUUAGUAAUUACGCAAAUUAUAAUUUUGCGGGUUUGAUUUUUAUUACACGAUGUCCUUCACCGUGGAAGUCAAGCCAGAAGGUGAUUCAGAAGAAGGUGAUUACCAGAGCCCAUACAUAUGCUACUGUGAAUCGACAUGAGGUCGAAGUAACAAUUGAAUUCUACGACCGCUGUCCCUAAGCCUUCAGAUCGCAAAGCAUGACAGCUUCGCAAACAGGAAAAACCCCUGCCAACAAAAAUUACACAAUAUACAUUUGCAGAAGUCGCAGUUUUGGAUUCUUUUAACAUGGUGCGAAAAAAAAUUUGGCUUAGAUCUUCAAGAAGGCUUCGUGUUUUUAAUACUGGUAUUGUUUUUUUUAUUGGUUUUUGGGUGGACGACAGCUCAUAGCCCACCUGAUGUUGAGUUGUUGAUUACCGGAGCCCAUAGACAUCUACAACGUACAAAAUAAAUCAAAUAACUGUAAUUUUCAAUUCGUUUAUGUUUAUAUUAGUUUAUAUUUUCGGACAAAAAAAAGGCCUAAGUAGCACAAAGCAUUUUAAACGGCUACGCGUAAAACUCCAUCUUAUUAACUCUCAAUUAUGAAUUAUAGAUUAGGUUAUUAACUGCAAUUUUCAAACACGUAAUAUAUAAAUCACGCGAUGGGUCGUUGUAUUUAAACGAUCGCUUUAUCAAUAUAAUCCAUUCGUUAAGUGGACAAAAUGAGAAACUAUCUGUGUUUGAUAUUCAUCUUGGUCAGCUUCUUCGGCUGCGCUAAGUCCUCAAGCGAACAUCCGGGUUCUGACUAUGAUUCAAUACGAAGACCUUGCCCCAGUUUCAACAUAGAUUGUAUCAGGUCAUACUUCCAGUAUCACGCGUCGUGUGUACCCCACUACGAACCUAUACCAGAUCCAUUAUAUCUGCAGAAGUACUCAUUGUACAUCGCCAAUUCUAAUAUUACUGUCGAAUUGAACGACGUGAAAGUCCAAGGUCUUCUGAACGCCAAAAUCGUGGAGUUUUACAUUAAUAAAAGAACAGAUAAGCUAGUGCUUGCUAUUGAAACGGAAAAAUUGACGGUCGAAACACCUCGUAUGCUGAUGAAGUAUCUUAGGAAAGCCCAAGAACCGAUAGAAUUGGUUGACAAUCUUUACGUCGGCUAUGGCGUAGUAACAAUAACGGCGACUAUGCCUUACAUCAACAACAUUCAGUUGACGAAUGCCGAAGUUACCGCAUACGCUGAAGAUGGCAACCCACCAUAUACUAUGGGACCCAAUAUCAACAACAGUUCAGAUCCGGUAGUGAAGACAUCAUAUGAGCAUUUGCUUAAUAAUAUCCCGUUCAACAUUCGGGAAGCGUUCGUGACUCAAGGGCCCCUGUUCAUGGCGAACUACAUACAAUACAAUAUUUGCGAUUUCGGAUUGAGAUUCAACAGCUACUCUCAUUGAAUCUAGUGUUUCAAUUAAUUCUACAGAUUUCAGCAACUGUUUUAUAUAUUUAUAACAUUGAUCAGCGUCAUGCCAAAAUUCUUUACGUCGAUAAUGCUUUGAAGUAUUUCUCCGUCUUCUAAAUCACUUUAUAUAUUGGACAUAGAUUUCUGUUUGAUAGUUAUUUACGCUUAAAUUGUUAUUUAAUGUUUUAAUCAGUUUGAUGCACAAUAUUUUCAAAAUAUAUAAUAAACGUUUAUUCACUUCUUAA
Messenger RNA from Bombyx mori (domestic silkworm), 2096 nucleotides. Its product is annotated as fibrohexamerin-like. Bases 1124 to 1846 code for a protein of 240 amino acids. The transcript is spliced from 5 exons. Lineage: Eukaryota; Metazoa; Arthropoda; Insecta; Lepidoptera; Bombycidae. The record is from RefSeq and is a predicted model, not a curated record. Gene Ontology annotation, cellular component: extracellular region. Gene Ontology annotation, molecular function: structural molecule activity.